Molecule: messenger RNA, 3530 nt
Organism: Tachysurus vachellii
Lineage: Eukaryota; Metazoa; Chordata; Actinopteri; Siluriformes; Bagridae
Gene: adamts15b
Product: A disintegrin and metalloproteinase with thrombospondin motifs 15
Exons: 8
Coding region: 99-2873 (924 amino acids)
Biological process (GO): proteolysis; extracellular matrix organization
Molecular function (GO): zinc ion binding; metalloendopeptidase activity
Source: RefSeq, a predicted model, not a curated record
CAGCGCGCUGAUAUACUGUAGGAGAAUUAAGACAUGCAAUUAAGUGCAAAACUAAUUCGUGCAUGGUAUUUUGGAGGGCAUCUCUGCACUAAUUAACAAUGUUUGUACAGUUGUUUUUUUAUUGUUUAAACCUCCUGCUUAUUAGCAAUUUAUACACGUGCAUAGAAAUCGAUUAUUUCGAACUUGUGCAACUUGGCAAUGCACCCAAAACGGACAGCGACAUAGUUUUUAAAAUAAACGCUUUUAAACAGGACUUCCACCUAAACGUCGUGCCCGACUUUAGUUUUUUUGCACCUGACGGUGUAUAUGACAAACACACAGCACAAGUAUCUUCUCUGCGCAGCUGCUUCUAUUCUGGGGAUGUGAACUCGGACCCUUCUUCCUCUGCGGCUCUCAGUGUGUGCGGAGGAGCGCGCGGUGCGUUUUAUUAUAACGGCAUGGAAUACUAUUUCCAGGUUAGAGGGAAUGAAACAGUUGAUGGAUUCCCCUCCACCGCUGGAAAGACGCACAUCAUACGACGCCGGACUCCUUAUAACGUCACUGCGAGAUGCGGAGUGACAUCUGGAAUGAACCGAGGCACAGCAGAAUCCCUGCAAAUGCGCCAUCGCGUUAAGGCGCACACAGAAAUAGCCACCAAGACUGCUGUGAAAAGCACAAACCGGGCCAAACGGUUCGUUUCUCUGCCCAGGUACGUGGAAGUGUUGAUUGUAGCUGACGAGUCCAUGGCCAAAUUCCACGGGGAUGACCUGAAACAUUACCUUUUGACUCUCAUGGCUGUUGCCGCCAAGCUGUACCGGCAUCCGAGCAUCAUGAAUCUCAUCAACAUUGUAGUGGUGGAUAUAAUAGUGAUUUAUGAGGAUGGGGAUGGACCCAAGAUCUCCAGCAAUGCUGCUCUCACACUGCGCAACUUCUGCACCUGGCAGAGAAGGUUGAACAAGGCGAAUGACAAACACCCUGAAUACUGGGACACUGCUAUUCUUUUCACAAAGCAGGACUUGUGUGGGGCGACCACCUGUGACACUCUGGGCAUGGCUGAUGUUGGAACCAUGUGUGAUCCCAAAAGAAGUUGUUCAGUUAUUGAGGAUGAUGGUCUACCCUCAGCCUUUACCACAGCACAUGAGUUAGGUCAUGUCCUCAAUAUGCCACAUGACAAUGUGAAGGCCUGUGAGAUGUUUGGGAAACAAAAGGACAACCACAUGAUGUCCCCGACCCUCAUCCAGAUUGAUCGCAACAGUCCCUGGUCCAGCUGCAGUGCAGCCAUUGUGACAAGCUUCCUGGAUGCUGGCCAUGGUGACUGUCUACUGGACAAGCCCCAGAAGCUGCUUGCGUUACCAGAUGAUCCUCCAGGAACUGCCUACAGCCUCGUCCGCCAAUGUGAGUUGGCAUUUGGUUCGGGGUCCAGACCCUGUCCAUACAUGCAAGCCUGCUCAAAGCUAUGGUGCACAGGCAAAACCAGGGGGCAGCUGGUGUGCCAGACUCGCCACUUCCCCUGGGCUGAUGGCACAAGCUGUGGCAACAACAGGAUCUGCUACAGCGGUGCUUGUACUAAUAAGAGUACCACCAUGAAACCCACGGUAGACGGACAGUGGGCUAAAUGGGAAGCAUACGGAUCUUGUUCUCGAACAUGUGGAGGAGGAGUUCAGCUGGCAAAAAGGGAGUGCAGCAGCCCUGUUCCACAAAACGGGGGCAAAUACUGCCAAGGCCUUCGUGUAAAAUAUCGCUCCUGCAAUCUGGUGCCAUGCAAAUAUUCAGGCAAAAGUUUUCGAGAGGAGCAAUGCGAGUCCUUCAAUAACUUCAGCCUCAACACCAGCAGACUUGGACCCUCUGUAAUGUGGGUCCCUAAAUACUCUGGAAUUUCUCCAAAAGACAGAUGCAAACUUAUCUGCAGAGCCAGUGGCACAGGAUACUUUUACGUACUGGCUCCAAAGGUCGUGGAUGGAACGCUCUGCUCCCCAGAUUCUUCAGCAGUCUGUGUUCAAGGGAAGUGCAUCAAAGCCGGCUGUGAUGGAAAGCUGAGCUCCAACGUAAAGUAUGACAAGUGUGGAGUGUGUGGAGGGAAUAACCAGAACUGCCAGAAAUUCUCCGGAGUGUUUACCAAACCUUUACAUGGAUAUAACAUUGUGAUCACGCUACCAGCCGGAGCUUCAAAUAUAGACAUCAGGCAACGUGGCUACCGCGGUUUGGUCAACGACGACAACUACUUAGCAGUCAAGAACAUUCACGGUCAGUAUCUUCUCAACGGCAAUUAUGUGGUGUCUACUGUUGGGCGACACAUCAUUGUAAACGGCACUACACUACGCUACAGUGGAACCUCCACUGCUGUAGAGAAGCUGCAGGCAAUGAGACCCCUCCGGCAGCCCUUGACAAUAGAGGUGCUGUCUGUGGGGAAAAUGACACCUCCACGUGUGCGCUAUUCAUAUUACCUGAAAAAGAUGAUGGAUAGGAAGAUUCUAAAAAAGGGGGAGACGAAGCAUGUACAGAACAGCAUUCUGGUAGACACCAACAAGGUGCAGAUAAAAAAGCUAGCCUACCAGAAACCAUCCAGCAACUGGGUUACCAGUGACUGGGAAGAAUGUUCUGUAAGCUGUGGAAAUGGAUUUCAGAAAAGACUUGUCCAGUGUCUAGACUCAAAUGGGAAAGCAACUGAAUAUUGUGACAGCAGUCAAAGGCCUAGUUCUCAGAAGGUGUGUGGUGAACCUUGCCCCAUGUGGAGUAUCGGCGAGUGGUCUGCUUGCUCCAAAAGCUGUGGGAAAGGUUUCAAGAAAAGGGCUCUACAAUGUGUCACUCAAACCGGGCUCCUCCUACCAAGAGACCACUGCUCAAGCAAAAGGAAGCCCCAAGAACUGGAUUUCUGCAGAGUUCAAACUUGCUAGAGACUUGUAAAGACUUGCUAGAACUCUUUUAAGCAUUGUGGACAUGGUCCAUAGCACUGGUUGGUUUUUUUUUUCAGUCUAAACAAACCUCUUGAUUUAUAUUUGCUGUCACUUGGGUCUCUCAUGGUUCCUCACCUGUGUACCAUGCUUCAACAGGAGAUAGUUACUGGUGAGACUACAGACAUACAUGUUUGAUAAGGCUGAGGUAAAAAAAACAAAACGCUUGCAUUUUUGUGAUGAUUUGAAGUCACGCAUAACCUACCUCAUAAAGACACUGACCCAUAGUACAAGAUUAUUUGUUAUAUUAUUAUAACAUUCAUCUUUAUAAGUAAAAAAAAAUAUGACAAAUACUAAAAUUCAGCAGACAAUAUUUAGAGAAACAUACAUUAAUCAAAUUUAUACAACUGAGCAAUCGAGGGCCUUACUCAAGGGCCCAGCAGCGGCAGCUUGGUGACCCUGAGAUUUGAACUCACAACCUUUCACUUAGUAGGCCAAGAGCUUAAUCACUGAGCUACAACUUCCUCACAUUAACAUAGUUCAACAUUAAUUGAAAGUAUCUGUGUACUGGUUUUAUUUUCUGCUGUAUUUAAGGAGAUCUAUUGUGUCUAAUUAGACAAGACUUAAACAUCUAUUGCUUGAUAUAAUUGUAGUUAGGAA